Fusarium poae is the source of this 843-nucleotide messenger RNA. RefSeq lists its product as uncharacterized. The record is from RefSeq and is a predicted model, not a curated record. The transcript has a single exon. NCBI's taxonomy places the organism in Eukaryota, Fungi, Ascomycota, Sordariomycetes, Hypocreales, Nectriaceae. Bases 1 to 843 code for a protein of 280 amino acids.
AUGAUCCCUACCUACAUCCUAGCGCCAAGCUUCAACUACCACCCCGACACAUCGAUUUGCAUAGGUGACAUUGUGCAAUACCCCGAAGACCCCACUAAGCCUCUGAGCAGCAUUCCAAAGGCCAAACUCGAAAAGUUAGUCACAAGCCAUUUUGACUAUGAUAACGAGUUGAGCAACCAAAACACCCAGUCACUUCGUGGUAGUGUCUGGGCCAACUUUUUGGAAUAUGCUAGCGCGAGAACCGGUAGUGGCGCAGCCGAUGAGUCGCUGGACGAGUAUACAAUUCGACGGCUCGAAACUAUUUAUUUCAUAAAGCAACCGACAGACAAAGAGGCUGCUGAGCGUGUUAAAGAAGAUCUUGUUCAGGCAGCCGUGAAUUCUGGCAUCCUGGGGAAGAAGCCAGUAUUCAUGAUCACAGGCCUGAAAGUCGCUCGAGGCUUUCAAUGGACAAGCAAAGCCAACUCAACCAAGAACGUUGAUGGCGAGGUCGCGGCUAAAUUCACUCCAGAUGUUGGAGCGGGCACAGAAUAUGAUUAUUCUCGAGGUAAUACAGUUGAGAAAAGUUCUCGAACAGGGCAGGAUAUCAUCUUCGCAUACCAAUUACACAUAAUUACGCACAAGGGUUGGUGGCUCGGAGCGAAGAAGCACGUGGACAUCACUUUAUACAAGGCGCCAGCAGCUUUCCUAAGUGACGAUAAGGAAGGAGAAGAAGAAGAUUCAGUUGGCAUGGUGGAAGCUUCCGAAUCACUCAUUCGCACUUUUGACGAAGAGCUUGAGGUAAAGACCGUAAGUGCUAGGAAUGGCGAUGAGGAAUGUGUCUGUCUAGUAUUGAGAGACGGUUGA